Molecule: messenger RNA, 1434 nt
Organism: Blepharisma stoltei
Lineage: Eukaryota; Ciliophora; Heterotrichea; Heterotrichida; Blepharismidae
Source: the annotation of a GenBank genome assembly
AUGCGAAAGACCUUUGCAAAAGAUCAAAUGGUUUGGGCUAAAAUUCGCGGGUAUCCAUGGUGACCAUCCAUAGUAAUUUCUAAUAAGAUAUCUGAGAUUGAAGAGGUUGAAGAUGAAGAUACCGGGAAAAUUACUCAGCGACAGUUUUUUGUGAAUUUUAUUGGUGAAAAUUCGAGGUAAUUGAUAGAUAGCUCAAUACUUCCUAUUACAAGUAUAUGCGACUAUAAAGAAAACUACGAUAUUUAUUCAUCUUCCAAAAAUAAAGUAAAAUUUACCUAGUAUCUACUCAAGAGCAUUGAAGUUGCAAAUGCAUUUUUUAGAGGAAAAACACCUAUCGAAAGCCUAAGCAAAGUCAAUAGUGAUAUCAAUCAGCCAGCUUUUCAUCGGAAAAGAAAGGACUCUGCUAUAAAGGCCGAACCUAAUGAUCUGUCAACUGAAUUAAAAAGCAUUGAAAAAUCUUUAGAUUUAAAAAUUUCUGAAAAUAAUUUUGACUCAAAGGAUGAUAAUCUUUCUAGCUUACUUGUAACAAUCAUUUAGAACAAGAUUAUGAAGAUCGAAAAAGUAAUCAGCGGAUUUUUAUAUUUGAAUUCCCAUGCGACUAAGAAUGAGUCUAUGACGGCUCAGAAUCUUUAUAUAUAUUUUCAAAUGCUUUUAGAGAUCGAGCCUACCCUAUCUUUAUUAAAAUCUUGUGAUAUUUUGAAAUCUGUUAAACUGUUUAAAGAAGAAUUUAUUGAUAAUUCUGAUCCUAGCUUAAGAAAUCUUGCAAAGCUAGGGCAUAAGCUUUAUUUAUAUUGGAAAAGAAAGAUUAUUGGUGAGAGAUUGGGAAUAAGUGAGAAAAUUAAAGUGCCAAGAAAAGAAUAUAUACUCAAUUUUUUAAUUAAUUAUAUCAAAUAAAAUCGCAUUUUCUCUAUUCAAUGCAAAAUAUUUCAAUAAAAAUUAACUUUUUUGAUUAAAUUCUUAUAAAAGUAUAAGUUUUCUGAUAACUCUUCAUUUGAAAGUUUGCCAAAUAAGGAAAUGAAGAAAGAAGAAAUCAAAGAAGCAAUAGUCCCAGCACCAAAGCCAAAAGCAGAAGAAAAACAGCCUGCCCCAGAAGAGAUAGCACAAUUGCCUCAGCCAAAAAGUACUAAAAUAGAACAAGAAGUCUAUGAUGUCCCAGUAUUAAGUAACCAUGGAUCAAGCACUGACGAUUCUGUUGCCAAUCCUGAUCUAAGAAAGCUUGCUUGCAGAAAAAUAAUAAAAAUCCUAAUGCAAAACCGUUUCGAGCGGAACAAAGCUGAAGAACUCACCCUCAUUAUUGAAAAUAACUUGAGAAAAAAAGACCCUUCCAUGAAAUCUCAAUAUAGAAGAUUUUUUAAGAUGAUGAUUAAAGAUAUCAGAAACCUUAAUAGGGAAAAUUAUGAUAAAUCUAAUAAUCAAUCACUGGAUAUACAAUAA